This is a messenger RNA of Ceratotherium simum simum (southern white rhinoceros), 1711 nucleotides long. NCBI's taxonomy places the organism in Eukaryota, Metazoa, Chordata, Mammalia, Perissodactyla, Rhinocerotidae. The record is from RefSeq and is a predicted model, not a curated record.
UAAUUACCUGCUUUUUGUUUUAACAUAGGUUAUCUUAUGAUGAGGUGUUGCUAUGGCUAAUGACCCUUUAGAAGGCUUCCAUGAAGUAAACCUUGCUUCACCUACUUCUCCAGACCUUCUUGGUGUAUGUGAACCAGGAACUCAAGAGCAGACUACCUCACCAAGUGUCAUCUACCGGCCACACCCAUCAGCUCUGUGCUCUGCUCCCAUCCAGGCUAAUGCCUUAGAUGUUUCCGACCUUCCUACACAACCUGUGUAUUCAUCCCCCAGACGUUUAAAUUGUGCGGAAACAUCCAGUGUCAGCGUCCAUGUUACAGACCCGGUGCCUUGUUCUACCUCUGGAGUCACAGCGGGGUUAACUAAACUAACUUCAAGAAAGGACAGCUGUAAUGCAGAGAGGGAGUUUUUACAGGGUGCGACUGUAACAGAGGCUUGCGAUGGCAGUGAAGAUAUAUUUGGGUUGAGUACUGGUAGUCUGUCUCGUUUACGAAGCCCGUCUGUUUUGGAAGUCAGAGAAAAGGGCUAUGAGAGAUUAAAAGAAGAACUUGCAAAAGCUCAGAGGGAGCUGAAGUUAAAGGAUGAAGAGUGUGAGAGGCUUUCUAAAGUGCGAGACCAACUGGGCCAGGAGCUGGAGGAGCUCACAGCCAGUCUCUUUGAGGAAGCUCACAAGAUGGUGAGAGAAGCAAACGUCAAGCAAGCAACAGCAGAAAAACAGCUGAAAGAAGCACAGGGAAAAAUCGAUGUACUUCAGGCUGAAGUGGCUGCCUUGAAGACACUCGUGUUGUCCAGCUCGCCCAUGUCGCCCACGCAGGAGCCUCUGCCCGGCGGAAAGACGCCCUUUAAAAAGGGGCACGUGAGAAACAAAAGCACGAGCAGCGCCAUGGGCUCCAGCCACCAGGACCUCAGCGUGGUGCAGCCCAUCGUGAAGGACUGCAGAGAGGCUGACUUGUCUCUGUAUAAUGAAUUCAGAUCUUGGAAGGACGAGCCCACAAUGGACAGAACAUGUCCUUUCCUAGACAAAAUCUACCAGGAAGAUGUCUUUCCAUGUUUAACAUUCUCAAAAAGUGAGUUGGCUUCGGCGGUCUUGGAGGCUGUGGAAAACAACACUCUGAGCAUUGAGCCGGUGGGCUUACAGCCCGUUCGAUUCGUGAAAGCCUCUGCCGUCGAGUGUGGAGGCCCAAAAAAAUGUGCUCUCACUGGCCAGAGUAAGUCCUGUAAACACAGAAUUAAGUUAGGGGACUCAAGCAGCUAUUAUUAUAUUUCUCCUUUUUGCAGAUACAGGAUCGCGUCUGUGUGUAACUUUUUUACGUACAUUCGAUAUAUUCAGCAGGGACUCGUGAAACAGCAGGAUGUUGAUCAGAUGUUUUGGGAAGUUAUGCAGUUGAGAAAAGAGAUGUCAUUGGCAAAGCUGGGGUAUUUCAAAGAGGAACUCUGAUGCUCUGCCUGGGACCAUACAUGAACCUCCUUGAAUAUCUGGAAAAUGGCUGAAUCUUUUUAUGGUUACUUGAUAUUUGUUUCCAAGGAGUGGGCCCAAGACUUUUUCCCUCUUUUGCUAAUUACACUAAGAAGUACUGUGAUUUCUUUUAAAUUGACCUAUGCUGUGUUUGCUUAUUCUUUAGUUGAGCACACUAUAAAGAACUACAGGUAAUUACUAGUGAUUGUAAUUUAUAGUUGCAAAAAAAAGCUAAAUAAAUAAAUGAAUGUUUGAGUG